Molecule: messenger RNA, 1336 nt
Organism: Lampris incognitus (smalleye Pacific opah)
Lineage: Eukaryota; Metazoa; Chordata; Actinopteri; Lampriformes; Lampridae
Gene: eif3m
Product: eukaryotic translation initiation factor 3, subunit M
Exons: 11
Coding region: 81-1208 (375 amino acids)
Biological process (GO): cytoplasmic translational initiation
Cellular component (GO): cytoplasm; eukaryotic translation initiation factor 3 complex
Molecular function (GO): translation initiation factor activity
Source: RefSeq, a predicted model, not a curated record
GCAGCUUUUUGUUUCCUUUUCCGGUGGUUUCGGCAGCGGUGGGAGCGUGGAUGUGAUCAAGCCUCACAGAAUCAUCUAAAAUGAGCGUCCCGGCGUUUAUAGACAUUACGGAAGAGGAUCAGGCGUCCGAACUCAGAGCCUACAUUAAAGCAAAAGGAGCUGAAAUUUCAGAGGAGAACUCUGAAGCUGGGCUUCAUGUUGAUCUGGCCCAGAUCAUCGAGGCGUGUGAUGUCUGCCUCAAAGAUGAUGACAAAGAUGUUGAAAGUGUGAUGAACAGUAUUGUGUCGCUGUUGUUGAUCCUGGAGACAGAGAAGCAGGAGGCUCUCAUCGAGUCUCUAUGUGAGAAACUGGUGAAGUCUCGUGAAGGAGAAAGACCCUCCCUCAGGAUGCAGAUGCUGAGUAACCUGUUUCAUGGCAUGGAUGAGAACACCCCAGUGAGGUACACUGUCUUCUGCGGUCUCAUCAAGGUGGCAGCAACUUGUAAUGCUAUUGCUUUCAUCCCCACAGAACUGGAUCAGGUGCGCAAGUGGAUUAUUGACUGGAACCUGAACACAGAGAAGAAGCACACACUCUUGAGGCUGGUCUAUGAAGCAUUGGUUGACUGUAAAAAAAGUGAGGCUGCAGCAAAAGUGAUGGUUGAGCUGCUGGGAAGUUACACAGAGGACAAUGCUUCACAAGCGCGUGUUGAUGCCCACAGAUGUAUCGUCCGUGCUCUGAAAGACCCGAACACCUUCCUGUUUGAUCACCUAUUGGCCCUGAAACCUGUUCGCUUCCUGGAGGGAGAACUCAUCCAUGAUCUAUUAACCAUCUUUGUGAGUGCAAAACUUGCAGCGUAUGUCAAGUUUUACCAGAACAACAAAGACUUCAUUGAUUCCCUUGGCCUGUCCCACGACCAAAACAUGGCCAAGAUGCGCUUGCUGACAUUCAUGGGUAUGGCGGUGGAAUUCAAAGAGAUCUCCUUUGAUACCAUGGAACAGGAGCUGCAGAUCGGCACUGAUGAUGUAGAGGCCUUCGUCAUCGAUGCUGUUAGGACCAAGAUGGUGUACUGCAAAAUUGAUCAGACGCAGAGAAAAGUUGUUGUGAGCCACAGCACACACCGCACCUUUGGCAAGCAACAAUGGCAGCAGCUGUACGACAGCCUCAGCUCCUGGAAGGCCAACCUAGCAACCGUGAAGACCAGCCUGCAAACCCUGUCCCCCUCUGCCUAACUGUCCCUCCGCAAACUGCCCACGUUACAGUCACUCUGUCCUCUUCCCACAUUGCAGAUUUUUUUUUCAGGCUGAAUUGAUCACCAUUUUUAUAUUUACCUCAAUAAAAACGGCAAUGGCGCGCUCCA